AUGUCGAUGCUCGAUUCGUUCUUCAACAAGGGCUUCAAAGCUGCAAAAUGCAAAACCUUGCUCAAGUUAACGAUCCCUCGGAUAAAGCUAAUCAGGAAUCGAAGAGAAGCUCAGAUAAAGCAAAUGCGUCGUGAAAUUGCUAAGCUUCUCGAGACUGGUCAAGAAGCCACUGCUCGAAUUCGGGUUGAGCAUAUUAUAAGGGAAGAGAAGAUGAUGGCUGCUCAAGAAAUCCUUGAGCUCUUCUGUGAGCUCAUUGCUGUUCGUCUUCCAAUUAUUGAGGCUCAAAGGGAAUGUCCGCUAGAUUUAAAAGAAGCAAUAUCAAGUGUAUGUUUUGCUGCGCCGAGGUGCUCUGACUUGAUAGAGUUGCAGCAGGUCCAGAUGCUAUUUGUUUCCAAGUAUGGAAAGGAAUUUGUUGCAGCUGCAUCUGAGCUCAAGCCGGAUUCUGGUGUCAAUCGUAAGUUGGUGGAGUUGCUGUCUGUGCGCCCACCUUCCCCGGAAACUAAACUGAAACUUCUUAAGGAAAUUGCUGAAGAACAUGAACUUGAUUGGGACCCUGCUUCUACAGAAACUGAUCUCUUCAAAUCGCAUGAAGAUCUUCUUGAUGGACCAAAGCAAUUUGGUGGGGGCUCUAAGCUGCCACUACCGGAGGAGCAAGAUGAAGGGCCAAGAUUGUCAUCUCUUUCAGCUCCAAAGGAUCAAUCUGAUUCUGACUCAGAGUACGAAAAACUGGACUUUCCUGAGGUUCCAACUGUCUUGCUGCGGCCACCACCUGGCCAUACCUCUGAAAAUGCACCGGAGGCAGCAAAAUCUGCCAGUUAUGAACAUGCAUCUCUCAACUUGCCCGUUGAGUCAGAGACUGCAAGAAACGUAAAACCAGCUUCCAAAAGAGACGGACACCCUGUUAAAGCAAGCAGCAUUGUCAUGAACAGCCUAGAAAAGCAAGACAUACAACAAUCUUCACCCGUUGGUUCUUCGCAGUACGUGACGGAAUCUGAUUCCGUGAAACACAAUGAUUAUUCUCCUCCAUCCGCUGGUGUAGUAGGAUCCUUCUCUUCAAACGAGAGUGGUGCUUCGACGGAUGCCCCAAGGAAAAUAUCUGAUGUGGACCUGCAGGAUGUCCUAAUGGCUGCUCAAGCUGCUGCUGAUUCUGCAGAACGUGCAGCAGCAGCCGCUCGUUCCGCUGCAAGUCUUGCACAACUCAGAAUCAAUGAGCUUACAAAAAAGACGUCUGAUCAGUCUCCAGAGAGUCCAUCUGAGAACCCUUUCCAUGCUCCCUCAUUGGGAAAACCACAAUUUGAUCAUCAGUAUUCUUCGGUCAGCAGCUGCGGAGAUCUUACAGAGCCGCAUAGGGAAGAGAGUUCAUCACUUUUCAGCCAUGAGUGGAACAACCGCCACUCACAAAGACUCCCUUCAAUGGAAAAACCGCAGUUUGAUCAUCAGAGUUCUUCGGUCAGCAGCUAUGGAGAUCUUACAGAGCUCCAAAGGGAAGAGACUUCGUCAUUUUUCAGCCAUGAGCAGAAUCACCAACAACAAAGACUCCCUUCAAUGGAAAAACCAUGGUUUGAUCAUCAGAACUCGUCAGUCAGUAGCUAUGGCGAUCUUACAGAUCUCCAGAGACCAGAGAACUUAUCAUUUGACCGACUCAGCCCUGACCAGGACCACCAACAAAUGAGACUACCUUCCAAGGAAGAUGAUCCCUAUUACUCAUACCCUAAUCUGUUCACAUCUCAGAAUCCAGAUCGCUCAUCAGGCUCUCAUUCAUUCUCAGACAACAAAACCUAG
Molecule: messenger RNA, 1782 nt
Organism: Arabis nemorensis
Lineage: Eukaryota; Viridiplantae; Streptophyta; Magnoliopsida; Brassicales; Brassicaceae
Source: the annotation of a GenBank genome assembly